Molecule: messenger RNA, 1695 nt
Organism: Medicago truncatula (barrel medic)
Lineage: Eukaryota; Viridiplantae; Streptophyta; Magnoliopsida; Fabales; Fabaceae
Product: IAA-amino acid hydrolase ILR1-like 4
Exons: 5
Coding region: 74-1417 (447 amino acids)
Biological process (GO): auxin metabolic process
Cellular component (GO): endoplasmic reticulum
Molecular function (GO): IAA-Ala conjugate hydrolase activity
Source: RefSeq, a predicted model, not a curated record
AAUAUGACUAAGGGAGUUCCGAGCGUUUGUGUUCUUUCUUUUCCAUUAUUCAAUACCUUGAGAGCAUCCAUCCAUGGGUCUCUUCAAAUGGGUCAACUUCUUCACCAUCAUCAUUUUCAUUUUCUUUUUCUCUGCAACACCAGUCUUCUCAGACUUCUCUUCCACUUCAAAUGACCACUUAUCAAUCCCAAACUUUCUAGAUUUAGCUAAAGAGCCUAAAGUUUUUGACUGGAUGGUUUCUAUAAGGAGAAAAAUUCAUGAGAAUCCUGAACUGAGUUAUCAAGAAUUUGAGACUAGUAAGCUUAUAAGAACAAAAUUGGAUGAGUUGGGUGUUCAAUAUAAACAUCCAGUUGCAGUUACAGGUGUUAUUGGUUACAUAGGAACUGGUCUUCCUCCUUUUGUUGCUCUUAGAGCUGAUAUGGAUGCUCUUCUUAUUCAGGAAAUGGUGGAGUGGGAGCAUAAAAGUAAAGUACCUGGAAAGAUGCAUGCAUGUGGUCAUGAUGCUCAUGUUGCUAUGCUUCUUGGUGCUGCUAAGAUUCUCAAGGACCGUGAAAAACAUUUACAUGGAACAAUAGUUCUUGUUUUUCAACCAGCAGAAGAAGGAGGUGGUGGGGCUAAAAAAAUUUUAGAUGCUGGUGCCUUGGAAAAAGUCUCUGCCAUAUUUGGAUUGCAUGUCCUAAAUAACUUACCUCUAGGUGAAGUGGCUUCUAGGUCCGGUCCUAUAUUUGCAGGAAAUGGCUUCUUUAAAGCAGUAAUAAGCGGCAGGGGAGGCCAUGCAGCCAUUCCUCAACAUUCUAUAGACCCUAUAUUGGCAACUUCCAAUGUGAUUGUUAGCUUACAACAAAUUGUUUCUCGCGAGAUUGAUCCCCUCGACUCUCAGGUUUUGACUGUAGCAAUGAUUCAAGGAGGUGGUGCAUUCAAUGUUAUUCCAGACUCUGUCACAAUUGGUGGCACUUUCCGAGCUUUUUCAAACGAAAGCUUCACACAACUGAGACACCGCAUUGAGCAGAUUAUCACUGGACAAGCUGCUGUGCAGAGAUGCCAUGCAACAGUCAGCUUCCUUGAAGAAGAGAAGCCUUUCUUCCCUCCAACUGUAAACGAUGGUGGCUUGCAUGACUAUUUUCAAAGUGUCGCCGGGAGUUUGCUCGGUGCUGAUAAAGUUAAAGGCAUGCAACCAAUGAUGGGAUCAGAAGACUUUGCAUUCUAUCAAGAGGCUAUUCCUGGAUACAUCUUCCUCCUCGGAAUGGAAGAUGUCUCAGUUGAACGUCUUCCGUCGGGACACUCACCCUAUUUCAAAGUCAACGAAGAUGUACUUCCUUACGGCGCUGCACUUCAUGCAUCCUUGGCUUCUAGGUAUUUGCUCAAAUUGCGUCAGGAGGUACCAAUAGUAGAGGGGAAAUAUCAUGAUGAAUUAUAGCAAUGAUUGUUAUUAAAAUAGUGUGAUAUCAUUGCUGCAACCUGAAGCUAGCGGGGCAUUUGGGUUGGACACAUCUAUUGUAGGUGAAUUUGCCAUUUAAAUUCUGAUAAUUCCCUAGCCCUUUGUGUUGUAGUAAUAUUUAACUGCAGUUAUCUAGUGUUGUAAAUCUUUAGCCAUAAGUCACUCAGCUGUUAUGAGCGUGUAUGAAUUUCCACAACAUUAUCACUCCACUGUUAUAAGAUGAAAUAGAGUAAAAUGACAUAAAUCCUUAGCACUAA